Messenger RNA from Danaus plexippus (monarch butterfly), 1790 nucleotides. RefSeq names its product hydroxysteroid dehydrogenase-like protein 2 (gene Hsdl2). The coding region runs from base 140 to 1414 and encodes 424 amino acids. The transcript has 12 exons. NCBI's taxonomy places the organism in Eukaryota, Metazoa, Arthropoda, Insecta, Lepidoptera, Nymphalidae. Gene Ontology annotation, cellular component: mitochondrion. The record is from RefSeq and is a predicted model, not a curated record.
AAUAUUAAUGACAGAGUUUGUUGAGCCUGUGUCACAGAACCGUACCUUUACCGUUAUAAAAAUUAUAAAAUCAUCAGUUAUUAGUUGUUUCUACAAAAAUAUUGGACAUUUUAUUUUCUUGUUUUAAUUACACGGAAUAAUGAGUUUAGUUGCGAAUACAGGGAAGUUGGCUGGUCGUACCCUAUUCAUAACGGGAGCAUCCCGUGGUAUUGGUAAAGCUAUCGCACUCAAAGCUGCCAAAGAUGGAGCUAACGUUGUGGUUGCCGCUAAAACCGCAGAACCUCAUCCCAAAUUACCGGGAACUAUUUACACGGCCGCAGAAGAGAUUGAGGCUCUUGGUGGAAAAGCUUUGCCUUGCAUUGUUGAUGUGAGAGAUGAGAAACAGAUUCAGAAAGCCAUCGAUGAAGCUGUUAAAAAGUUCAAUGGCAUUGAUAUACUCAUAAACAAUGCUUCGGCCAUAUCACUCACUGGGACUGCGGAGACCGAUAUGAAGAGAUACGACCUCAUGCACAAUAUUAACACCAGGGGCACAUUUUUGGCAUCAAAACUAUGCCUGCCGUUGUUGAAAGAAAGCAACCACGCUCACAUCCUAAACCUGUCGCCACCACUUAACAUGAAUCCUUAUUGGUUUUCACUGCACGUUGCUUACACAAUGGCUAAAUAUGGGAUGUCUAUGUGUGUGCUGGGGAUGAGUGAAGAAUUUAGACAAUUCAAUAUUGGGGUUAAUGCACUUUGGCCAAAAACUGCUAUCGCGACAGCCGCCAUUGAAAUGUUGACUGGCGACACUUCGUCCAGUCGCAAACCGGAAAUAGUCUCAGAUGCUGCCUACGUCAUGUUGAGCAAAGACCCUAAAUCAUACACGGGCAAGUUUGAGAUAGAUGAAGAUGUAGUUAAAUCAGUCGGAAUCAAAGACCUCGCGCCCUACGCUUGUGAUCCAAAGAACGCAAAUAAUCUGCUCUUGGAUGGUUUCUUGGAUGAUCCAGCGUCAUUACUCCAUCAUCAGCAGACAGUCUCCUCCGCUUCCAUACGCCGUUAUCAUACAACUUCCGUCAAUUAUAAGGAUAAGAGUGAGCCGGCAGGACAGAUCCCGGAACUAUUUUCAGUUAUCAACAAGACGAUAACACCUGAAUUAGUUAAAAAAACACAGGCCGUGUUCCAGUUUAAUGUGAAAGGUAAAGAGGAAGGUAUAUGGCACCUCGAUCUCAAGAACGGUGAUGGAGCCUGCGGUCAGGGGGAACCAAAACAUGCACCCGAUGCCACCCUCACCAUGGACAGCACCAACUUUGCUGAUAUGUUUGCUGGGAAAUUGAAGCCGACCACAGCCUUUAUGAUGGGCAAGCUGAAAAUAAAGGGGGACAUGCAGAAGGCGAUGAAACUCGAGAAAAUGAUGAAAUCACUCAAGGCUAAAGUGUAAAGUUAUAAAAUUGUACAGUUAAAGUAUAGGACAGCUGACAUAUAUGUAUCAAGAUUAUUUAAAAAAUUUUUUGGUUGGAAAUGAUAAAGAGGCAAUAAAAUAUUUACGAAAUGAUGCAAUAUUUUUCUUGUUCUAGUGUUUUUUAUCUGUUUUACUGUGAGCCAGUGUUUAUUUUGUAUUGAGUUAUAUUAAUAUAUCUCAAUAAUAUUAUUUUAAGCCGACUUAUGUUGACAAGUUCAAAAUGGAUGUUAAUUCAUCCGAAUAAAUAAAUAAAUGCGCAAGUCGGUAUUAAAAACGAGCAUAUUUUAGUAUGUCUAAAUACAAAUGUUAAAAAUAGUUUGUAAUAUAUGGUACAUCUAAUAAAAGUUUUUAAAAA